AUGGCGAUAAUAGUGAGAGAGCAGGGGAUCGUGAGAGAGAGCAGAGGAGCGGGGAUGAUAGAGAGAGGCAGAGGGAUAGAGCUAGGAUAGGAGAGAGACGGGAUGAGGGAUCAGGGGAUAGAUGAGGAGAGAAGAGGACAGAGGAAGAAUGACGAGAGGGAGAGAGAGAUGAGCGAGAGGAGAGAGAGAGAGAGAGAGAGAUGAGAGAGAGAGAGAGGGAGAGCUGGGAGGAGAGAGAGAGCGAGAGAGAGAGUGAGGUGAGAGAGAGAGAGAGAGGGGCGUGGUGUUACAGGGUCUAGCAGAGAAAGGAAAGCAAGCCAGUGGGCCCUCCCCCUGAAGCAGUAAGGAAAGCUGUGGAAGUCCUGGAGUACCAUAUGCUAACGGGGAAAGGAAAGUUAAUGAAAAGGUCACACACUGAAGAAGCGAUGGGGACACUAUCCCACACAGAGAAAUGAAGCAAAAGGUCCAAUACCCUGUACAUUUACACAUAUACACACGCACAUACAUAAAAUAAAAGUAUACAGCUGACCCUGUCCACAAACAGACAGAAAUGAAAGUGAACACCCCCUACCACUUCCCUAUGGUGAGGCAUGAAGGGGACGCAAGGAGAAAAUUACUUGACAAAGAAAAGGAACUGGGAGAGAGAAAAAUACAGGACUUGAACUCAAACACGUGCCAGGUAGGGUAUACAGAGAGAGAAGCUGAGGAGAGAGAAAGCAGAGAGGAAGAGAGAGUGAAAGAAAGAUAAGUAGAGGAGAGGGAUAGAGAGAGACAGAGAGAGAGAUGAGGAGAGAGACCCGAGAGAGGACGAGAGAUUGAGUACGAGAGACGAGAGGAAAAGAGAGGCGAGGAGAUGAGAGAGUACAACCCGAAUUCCCGCAGGAGAAGAGUGAUGCACCGAGAAAAGAAGGACGAAGAGAGAGAGAGACGGAGAGAUCUUUGAGAGAACGAGAAGACCUGGAGACUGGAGAGAGAGAGAGGAGAGAGAGAGAGAGAGAGAGAGAGAACAGCGAGAGAGAGAGAGGAGGAGGGAGAGAGAGAGAGAAGAGAGAGAGAGAGAGAGAGAGAGAGAGAGAGAAGCAGAGGGAGUGAAUCCCUUUCCUGGGCCCAGCAGAGCAGAGCAGAGAAGAGGUAUCUGUGACAUUCUACUGCUCUCUGAGACCUGCUGGGCUGGUUUCUGUGGGGUCAUUAAAAUUCCAGCUCCUGCACCUUCACCUUCACCACAGCUACAUGUUGGCUCUUGUCCACCGGCCUCUCUCUCUCUCUCUCUCUCUCUCUCUCUCUCUCUCUCCUUCUCUACUCUCAAAGCUCAGCUCACUUUCUCCAUGUGUCUAUCCUCCUCCUCUCACAUUCUAUUAACUAUUGCUAUGACAGGAGUAAACAAAUGGAAAAAAUAUUGCAAAAUCAAACAGGUCAAUAUUGAAUUUCUCUCUCUUUCUGCUUUUUUUGUCUUUCACUCUCUUUCUCUCACUCCCUUUUCGGUUAGUGUCUUUCUCUCUGCCUCACUCUCUUUCUCUCACUCCCUUUUCGGUUAGUGUCUUUCUCUCUGCCUCACUCUCUUUCUCUCACUCCCUUUUCGGUUAGUGUCUUUCUCUCUGCCUCACUCUCUUUCUCUCACUCCCUUUUCGGUUAGUGUCUUUCUCUCUGCCUCACUCUCUUUCUCUCACUCCCUUUUCGGUUAGUGUCUUUCUCUCUGCCUCACUCUCUUUCUCGCGCCCCCAACCUUGUGUUUAUCUCGCUCUCCCUUUUUUCUCCUUCUCCACUCAGGCAUGUACUGUCACCUUCAUUCAAAUCUCUGAGGGAGAAACAAAUAAAUAAAAGUCAAACCUGUCUCUACUCAUCACAACACCCUUUUACUAAACAACAACAUCCAUCUGCAGGCAGCACUGGCUCCCUGAACUCAUGCACUUGAGAUUCUCUGCAGCUAGUAGAGUGGAGAGGAAUGGUUGGUUGGUUUUCAAGAGGUCUUGAAUGACCCUUACCCCCUCCACACAUACACAAAUACAUCCAUACACAUACUCUUUAUCUCUCCCUCAGUGGCACCCCUAUAGCAAAGAGCCUGUAUUUGAUCAGCACCAGUCACCCCUAUAGCAAAGAGCCUGUAUUUGAUCAGCACCAGUCACCAUUAUAUCAAAGAGCCUGUAUUUGAUCAGCACCAGUCACCCCUAUAGCAAAGAGCCUGUAUUUGAUCAGCACCAGUCACCCCUAUAGCAAAGAGCCUGUAUUUGAUCAGCACCAGUCACCCCUAUAGCAAAGAGCCUGUAUUUGAUCAGCACCAGUCACCCCUAUAGCAAAGAGCCUGUAUUUGAUCAGCACCAGUCACCCCAAUAGCAAAGAGCCUGUAUUUGAUCAGCACCAGUCACCCCUAUAGCAAAGAGCCUGUAUUUGAUCAGCACCAGUCACCCCUAUAGCAAAGAGCCUGUAUUUGAUCAGCACCAGUGUGUGUAUUCUAGCUCAAGUGCAGGACAUUGUUUCCUACUUCCUGCCCUCUUAAGCCUCUGCCUUUUGUUUUGGGUGAUCCUCAUCCCCCCCCUCACUCACCCCUUUGACCUUUCUCCCCCUCUCAUCCCCCUCUAUCCCCACCUCCCCCUCUCAUCCCCCUUGGGGUGAAGGAGAGAGACCUGGCUAUCCCUAGAACUUCAGAGUAUGUAAGUGUUACCUUGGGGCGAAGCAGAGAGAGACUUCCGUGAACUGGAAUUCUCUAAAGGGGAAGGUUAACAAUAAACGUAUGGCAGAAAAAGAGAAUUGAUGCAUAUACAAAUGUGGUACAGGAUCAAGAUACAAAUGUGUAGCAAUAUGUUUACUGCUGAGAUAGUGAUAUGCUGUGUAUAUAAUACCCUGUGCUGAUGAAUUCAUUAUCACAAAUGGAAGAUCUCAUAUUUCAUAUUUCAGAGCAACACUUCAUUUCCCAUUUUAGUGACUCUGUCAAAGUUAUGUGUUUCCAUGUAACCUGACUGACUAGCUCAGUGUGUGUGUGUGUGUGUGUGUGUGUGUGUGUGUGUGUGUGUGUGUGUGUGUGUGUGUGUGUGUGUGUGUGUGUGUGUGUGUGUGUGUGUGUGUGUGUGUGUGUGUGUGUGUGUGUGUUUGUGUGUGUGUGUUACUGAGUGCUUGUGUUGGUGAGUGAGGGUAUACCCUUUCAGUGAUCCACACAUUCCUAACAGGGUGAAUAGAUCUGAGGACUGCAUGUGGUGCUGCCAUGGGUAAAGGGAACCUCCAACAGGGCCUGGUUCCUGGAUGGUGUCUCCUAUAGCAUCUUCUGCCAUUACUAUCAAUAACACAGUCUCAGAUGUUCCCCCAUCCCCCAACAGACACACACACUGCUCCUGGACUCACGUUAGGCAUGGUGAGUGAGGCCUCAUUAGGGUUCAAAGGUACAUCUAACCGUCAUCUUUGAUGCAUAGACAGUGGCACCAGCUUUUUCAACCAUCGCUUUAUCGCUCACAACCUGCGUGACAAAGUUCACACUGACUCAGGUAAGAUAAUAUUUCCACCUGCCGUGACUGUUACUAGUGGAAACAUUGUGGAAACAAACAGUAGUUGAAAAUGUCCUGCCUUUUCCCGGGUCAGACAAGGUCACCAUGACCCAUUCGCCUCAUCCAUGGAUGCCUGAUGAAGACCUAAGGGUGGAAACAUUGUUAUAAAUAAAUCACCUGGGAGCAUGAGAAGCAGUAUGCAGCGUUUUCCUUUCUGUUUUCCAUGAAUUCACCUACAACUCCAGCACCGGCAAAAAGUACCUAGAUGUGCGCAUGUUCUUCAGCUUUUGUCCAUUCACCUCAUGAGUCAUGGACUACCGCACGCAACUCAAGACUUCACUCUCAACUCAAAUCAGAUUAUACCAUUAUAAUACAAAUAAAUGGUAGGAUGUGUAGAGGGAAAAUUAUAACGAAAGUGUUUCAUCCAUAACACAUUAGCCCAAUAAAAGCGUAUUAGCUCUGGAUGACAGCAUCUUCUAAAAUGUACAUGUAAAAUGUAAAAAUUGUAAGUUGGGUGGGAGAUACACUUUGUGUGUCAGACGUGUAGGCAGUCAAACAUUUUUUUUCAUAAGCCCAAUAUAGAGACAUGUCAGAACGCAAACAACAGGAUGUUACGCAUGUUGGUUUGGGUGGAAUGCUGGAAACAUGCAGGCCUAGGUGUGUAACCAACCAAUCAUUCACUUGCGUCACCUCCACGCCAUUAAAAGGUGAGACAGAGCUGUAAUUGAUGUAUUAUGGAAUCUGUUGACAGCAUUGAAGGCAUCGUCUGUCUGAGCGGUUGUUUUACACGCUCUGUUAAAUUGUUGCUCUGUUAAAGGAAAAAUCCACCCAAAACCACUCAUUCCAUUAAUUUACAGUGUUAAAUAACACUAAUAUGUGAGAACAAAAUGUAUUGUGCACAAAUGUUUCAUUUUGCCGUUAUAAUAAGGUUGGUAGCAACAUGGAAAAUCGUUGUGGAAAUCUGUUGCAGCUCAAGUCGACUACAAAAUCCACAAUGCAAUGCUCUCUCUAUGGGCUGGCUGGCUAGCUAGAUAGGUAGCUAGCUAGCUAGCAAACAUACUGUAGCUACACACAAUAAUACCAAAGACAAUAUCAGCAUGUAAAGUAGCUAGUUAGCUGUAAAAUCACCUAAACAAACUGCACUAUCAAUUUAGGAGUCUACAAUCUCCUGCAGAUCGAUGUCGCUCACAGAGUGGAGUCUAACAUUCGCAACUGCAGAUAUACUUUUGAGGAGGUGGGAAACAUUGCCCAUGCUAUGUCAAUGGGCCGCGCGGUGCAUUCUGGGCGAUUAUGGGACAAGGAGCACUCUCCUUCAAGGAGUGAAUAAGAGUCUAUUUUGGCGCUAGCUCAAAAACCCAACAUUAGCACAAAUUUUGUCAACAAGAAGUACAACAUUACAUAUCUUUUCCGAAAUGUGAGAUAAUUAACUUGCUAUCUGUAGUAUCGUAUAGCUUUGGAAUCAUGACAUUACGUACUUUUGAGGAAAAUAGGCCGAUUAGUUUAGCAACCGCAUGAUGCAGCAUGACAACGUGAACGUGAUUGGUCAACAGUCUGCUGGGUGGGGCGUUACACGUUCCUUCAUCCAUUGGAUUCUCCUUUCUAUAAUAUCUCUGGCAACAGCACCAUGCAAUGCACCCUGGACUAACGAGGCAGACACAUAGGAAGAAUGUGCUAGACCCUCUGUUAAAUUACACAUUUCUCGAGGUUGGAAUAUCGCAGAAAUAUGAUCAAUGGCUCAUUCGAGAGAAGACAUCCUCCCGACUUAUGACAUCGGCCAGUAUUGAAAUCUGAAAUGAAUGAUAGACGUUUUCGCGAUCUAAAAGUCGUAUUCCUAUUAACUUCCAGUCUAGUGAGAGCGACUUUAUCACGGUGCUACGUCAUACCGGCCGGAUUUCUGCCUGCUUGAACGCCAAUAACUCAGAUACACAUGAAAACAUGAAAUUACCCAGGGAAUCGAUAGAACAUCACUCAGAGAUGCACAAAAUCAAUUUAACAUUCAAAAUGGGUAAACCUUGCCUUUAAGUGCAAGGUGUGUGUGUGAGAGAGAGAGAGCGAGAGCGAGAGCGAGAGAGGGGGGGGGGGCAGUCAGACGCGAGAGAGAGAUGGACAGAUAGACAGACAGAGAGCGAGAGAGACAGAGAGCGAGGGACAGACAGACAGACAGACAGACAGACAGACAGACAGACAGACAGACAGACAGACAGACAGACAGACAGACAGACAGACAGACAGGCAGACACAGAGAGAGAGAGAGAGAGAGAGCGAGAGAGAGUUCUGAGUUUCCAGUUGUUUUGAGCGCGGCAGAAAUCAUGCUGAUUGACACCAUGGCCAAUGUUGAAUGUUGGAAAAGAGACCCUUAAACCCAGACUUGGACCACGCACCCUCUCCACUGAAUAGAAGGCUAGUGAUUGCUUUUGCAAUGCUUUCAGUUAGCUACUGAUUCCUUCCAAACCACUCAUUGUUGAAUUUGUGAUUUCCAACUUGUUGUGUAAUGUUUAUGUCCAAUGGCCGAUGAGCACCGAUACAUUUUAUCUAUAAUUUCUCUUCAUUAUUUAUCUUCAUAUGUCAAGGAUUAAAAAGGAUUUGCCAGUAGAUUGUCGACUGGAUUCAUGAUGAUGACUGCUAGCUAAGAUUUAGAAAGUAUGAUGUUGACAUGAUCAGUCCAAUCAAAGUUGCUGUAGAUAUAACAUGAUUUGACGUCAUUUAUCUGUGGCCAAUGACCUUCAGCCUUCUUGGAUGGGCACUUCCUAUGUAACUCUAUGGCAGCACCCAAGGGGCUUGAAUUUUCAAGCUCUACCCUUAGAUUUGGCAGUGACAUAAUGUCCCCAUGAGUGACAGAACACUGAGCCAAUCAUGGCGCAACUAGAGAACAUUACCAACCCCUACGCUCCGUAUUUUCUGCCGGUUGCCCCACCACCACCACCACCACCACCACAGAAAGCGCUGAAAAACCUGCAUUUUGGAGCUGCCUUACUCAAGAAAGCAAAAGAAAGAGACCAAGUUUGUAUGCGGCUUUAUUAACUCAAAAAAAAAAAAAUUAGAUAUAUAUAUAUAUAUAUAUAUAUAUAUAUAUAUAUAUAUAUAUAUAUAUAUAUAUAUAUAUAUAUUUAGCUAGAAAGGUGGGGCUCAAAACAGGUGGGGCUCUACCUGCCACUGACAUUUAGUAAUUGCUUGCUUUUCUAAAGUCUACCAACCUUGCCAACAGACAUGCCAGCUAAGAUAGUUAAGACAAGCUAGCGACUCUAACGUGAUUGAUAGCCUGAAAUGGCUUCUUGGUAGCUAGUUGUGAGGUUGGGGUAUUGGGCACCUAUCUGGGCUGGCUAAAGACAACUUCAUAACAUUGCUAGAUGGCUAGUAGAAUUACAGACAAACAAAAUAUUAAAUGAACAUUUGAGAUUUUUUUAAACCGGGCAUGAUGCCUCUGACUCCGUGUCCUGUCACAGGGCAAUUUACCGCACGUGUUUGUUUUAUCCCCUCCUCCUAUAGGCCUACUGUAAAUGCUGUUUGAAUAUGCAAACAACCAGAAACCCGUCACAGUUAGUCAAUCAGUAUGACAAAAACCUAACUUCUGGUAAAACAAGGACAGGAGGGGUGAGACCAUCUAUUUUACUGUAAACACAUGUAGUACGCCUAAUAUUACUGGUCAGGCGUCUAACGUUUCCAUACACAGCACAACUUUCUGCUUUACCUCCCGCUAUGACACACCAGUUUCGUUUAUUCCUAUUCCUAUUCCUACUCCCCUCUCUCUCUCUCUCUCUCUCUCUUAAUUUCAAUUUUCAAUUUAAGGGCUUUAUUGGCAUGGGAAACGUAUGUUAACAUUGCCCAAGCAAGUGAAGUAGAUAGUAAACAAAAGUGAAAUAAACAAUAAAUAUUAACAGUAAACAUUACACUCAGAAGUUUCAAAAGAAUAAAGAGACGUCUCUCUCUCUCUCUCUCUCUCUCUUCUCCUUUGAUGCCAAGUCCCGCCCCUCGACCGGGGUGCAGGAGCGGCGUGAGUGGCUGAGAGGACUAAGCGUUCCCUGCAACAGCUGCCUCUAUCCACCACAGGAGUCGGCGGAACUGAGCCCAGUGGAGAACGACAGACAGCCGGUUUGUCACGCAUUGCCACAGCACCGAACCAUCAGGCCAAACGCAGAUCGCUUAGGACGACAUAUCUAUACAUUCAUGACCGGACAAGGAUUACGUUGCGAAGAAGAUAACAGCACGGAAGAGAGAGAACGGAUUAUACGCAGGUAGGAAUAGGAUAUGUCUGGACGCUCUGUAUUGUAAACGGGCUCAGUGAAAGCAACGCUAUAAUAAAUCACCCAGCCAGCCGGGGCACCAAUGCAGUAUGUGUGUGUUGGAGAUCGACUAUAUUGCAGUCAUUUUGCGCAGCGCAACAGAUCUUCAUGACACUUGGAAGGGAGUUAUUACAAUUUAGAAAUUAUAUAGCAUUCUGCUAUGUUGCGCAGCUCGGCUGCAAUGUAGUUGAUGUCAAACACCCACCGUGUUUUCUCGGAUUAAACCUGCUGAAAUGCGGGUAUUUGCGCAUAAACCUAAUGUGUAUGCGGAAAUCUGUGCGUAAUAACACCGUGUCAUUCUAAUCGUAGGCUAGGUUAAGACCUAUAGGUAUUUAUAUAGAAGAUGAAGGGCUUUUGGUGAUCGUUACAACCAGCGAAUGCAUUGGCUGGGUCGAGUCUUUGUGCUGUUCGCCGCAGUCCCCCUUCCCCCCUUCCCCCGGUGUGUGUCUGUGGAUCGCUUUAACUGAGGUCGUAGGCCUACGUGCAAACUUGCUCGAGCAGCGAUUUGUAACUUGCACGUAUACCGUAGACCCCGUGUAUCCGCCUCCGGUGAUCAAAAUACUCUUUCGAUAACGUUUUGUUACAGUUGGAAAAGGAUUGUAUCGCGCAGUAGGCAAUAGCCUACGCACUGUAGCUGCAUCAUGACGCUCGUCAUUGACUGAAAAUAAUAAAAGCAAACUGUUUCUAAAUUUGGGAGACAUUUUCCCACAUAGUUUCUAUUCAGUCUAGCUUAUAGACUUAAGGGCUAUGGUGAGCAGGACACUUCCCGUUUCACUAGUUUUAUCUUUUUAGCAUUACCCAGGAAAAUAAACGAUUGGUUUCCAAGAUUAGGUUUAUUGUUUAUGAGCCAAUAAAACGCAAUGGUUAUUAACUCUGUCAAGGGGCUGACAAACACGUUUGUUAUCUAAUGACACAUGCCCAGGACUUUCGAAACCUAUGAGGCAUAAGUUACAUUUUAGGUGUGUUAUUUCUCUCACACGCUCUCUCUCUCUUAUCAUUUAUUUCCUUCUCUUUCAGGACUGUCGGGUUUUAGGAGUGCCCCUGGCCACCAUGGAUAAAACUUUGCAUAUCUUGCAGAAACCGACAGCCUCAACCGAUAAGGUCCUGGACGGUGGAACGGGACUCGCUCUGGAUAUGAGUAUGAGAGACCGGGAAUUCACGGAACAAUCGAUUAGACUUACCGAUAAAAUCCCGUUAGUGAAGCCCUAUUUCAAAAAGAAAAAAGGACAGAGGAAACUGGAAUCAAAAUGCCUCCGUGCGCUCCAGGACCCUAUCCUGACCACAUUACUGAGUACAGAUGCACUUGUUACUGGAGACGGGGUGUUUGUUCCCCGGAACCCUCCGGCAAGGACAGCGGGGAACCUGUGCACUGCGGCGGUGGUCAAACAGGCACGGAUUGGUGGGCCUGUGUGCCUGAAAGACUCGGGAGCAACCGGUGUAACGGCUAUGAUUACCGGCGACACGGACACAGAAAUGGCGGACACCGCCGCCGAGUUGGAGGAGACCGAGAGGGGGGUAACCAAGGUGCCGGUAGAUCUCCAGCGCGUGACAAUAGACACUAACGAGCGCAGAUUCCAGCUCAAAUGUACCCCUCGGGCACGCGACGUGGUGGCGGCAACCCCCCACACCAGAUACCCCUCUAGUAACCCCUCCAAGCCAGGGGGGCAACAAGAUGUCGGACCUCUUCGCCUCUAAAGCCUUGCGGGGGCCAGAUUGUCUCACCAUCAAAGACAGUAUGAACACCCCCAGUCUUCAGGCCGACAAAAGCGAGAUAUUUCAGGAUAAAAGCGAAGAGGCCUCCCUGGAUCUAGUUUUUGAACUGCUAACCCAGCUCCAGUACCACACACACCAAGCCGACGCGGUUUCGAUCUGCGUGGAUUUCCUGCAGGGAUUGUGUGUGUACGGGAGUGACUGUGCUUACCACCAUACUGUGCUGCCCUACCACUGGCAGAUCCGCAGGAGUGAUACUCAAAGCUGGCAAAGCGUGGCGGAUGAUUCGCAGGAACAGUUGGAGAGGCUUUACUGCAAUCCGGAUCAUGAUCAAAUCAGGCUAAAAUUUCAGUAAGUGUUUUUAUUUUGUUAUAGUGGUUCCUCCUGUUCUACGUUCUGUGUGAAAGUAGCCUAAUAGAGCUGAGAUUAUAUUUACAGUAUUAAGACAGGAAUGCUUUGAUAUGAGAAAGGUAUGCUGUUUGAUUGAUCUGUUUCAGUAUGUGUGUGUGUGUUGUAAUGAUUAACUGACUGAGUCGUUUUGGUUCCCGACUUCCCGUAUCUCAGUUCUUCUUUGGGUGUCAUUGUUAUGACACGUUUAGUUCCUGCAAUAGAGUGAGUGUGCUCUUUCUGCUCCCAAACCUAGCCUUCUCAUUGGUUGAAACAGCUCAAACCAGGAAGUGCUGUACCCAUGGCAGCUUAGAGCUAGGAUCUUGCAUGACCUACUGCUGCCUGGUGCGGUCACUGACACGCAGGCACUGGCUGUCUCUCACGCACAAGCGCUUGGCAAGCGCUAGCAGACAGGCAUACAAAGUGUGCUCUGGUUCAAGCGAUACACACCACAUUCACACAAUGACACGGUUAGCUAUUUGACCACAUAAGCACGUGUGUGUGGGUGACUGUGCAUGUGUUGUUGAUUUUAGGUUUUAAACUGAAACUACAUGCAAACCUUCCCACCCACAGGAUACACACCUGUCCGUGAGAACCCAAAUGCAGCCAAGCUUUUGUUUGAUUACGCCUAGAGAUAUUAGGCUUUGGUGAUAGUAACUUAGUAUAGUAGUGUUUCCUAAACAUUAUAAACAGCCAUUCUAUAUACAUAGCCAAAAUAACGCAGUAACUACCAGUGUAUUAACCUAUAUAAUUACUGUGUAACAGACUAGUAAAUACAUUUAAGAAACCUCUUCUUACAUUCUCUCAGAAAGCCAAAGUAGCCAUGGUAACUAUCGGUAUAAAGACAGACUGUAGGACUUUUAUUUAAGUUUCAAAUACUUUCCCAUUAGUUUAAACCUCUAUUUAAAAGGUAUUUGUGUUCUUCUUUAUUUCUUUCUGUUGUGAAGUAUUAAACAAUCAAAUUCUCAGGGAGAAUUUCAAACAACGGCCUCCAACACACUCCCGACAUGCUCUGAAUUUGAAUUCACAUGUAAUAAGCAAGUAAAGCAACGGUACCUACAUUUCCAGAGUUGGCCAGAUGUACAGCUAGCUUUACUGUAACCGGUCGACCCCUCUUCCCACCCCAACACACACACACACACACACACACACCCCGUGUGAUAUGGUGUUACCAUAGUAACUGAAUACAGUUGAUAACAGCUGUUAUCUGAAGAGCAGCACAGGACAAAACAAGCCUGGCCGUCGACAUGGCAACAUACUUAUUUGACUGCAGCUGCUGUGUGAGAGAGUGAGUGGGAGUGGCCGGUUUCCGAGUCAUCGCCCGACGUCCUCAGACUGGAUGGACGUCGAAUACUGACUUGUAUCGCGGGUGACCUGGCUGGGUUUGAGAGAGGGCAUGCAUGUGUGAGAUUGUGAACAUGGGACAGCAAGUUAAUAAUUUAUUGUGUGUGUGUUUGUGUGUGUGUUUUAUCGUCUCAACGUGUUUGUGUGUUCAUGUUUCUAUGUCAUACAGUAUGUGAAUGAUUUGAGUUUGACUGUAUGUCAGUCUGUCACUGUGUGUGAGGCAUGGUGCUUUGUGCUGCACUUACCACCCCAUUCAUUUCUUAUGAAGUGUGUGACUGCCUUGCUCAGUUAGCAAGCUAAUGUUCGCUAACUAAUGAGCAGGUGCACAUUAUCAAACUGAACCUAACAAAAAAAUAUUUUAAGAAUAAAACUCCUUAGCUAUAUGUAAAGACUUGCUCUAGAAAAUGUCUUAUGCAGUUGUAUUGUUUGUUACAACCCUUGAGAUGAAAGGGGAGUGGAUUACACCAGGAAGAGGCCAUCUUUGUGGAUUACACCAGGAAGAGGCCAUCUUUGUGGAUUACACCAGGAAGAGGCCAUCUUUUUCUUGUCACUUCUGUCGGCUCCCCCACGUGAAGGUUCAUGCUCUUUGAUUGGCUCAUAGCCAAGUUCUCGGCCACUGACGAGCAUUAAGAUUCUACAAGUAGAAACGGCAGGUUUGUCAGUACGAGGUCGGUACACAGCAGGGACGUCUUCUGUUCUAGCAAGAGAAGGAACAGCCUCCUACUGUGAUAGUUCCUAUCAGCAGUCAGAUUUCUCGGUGUGUCUGUUCCAUAAUAGAGAACUUAAAGGGAUACCAAAUAUUUUUUUUACUAACCCAAGAUAGACCAGAGCCUGUCGUUUCUUUGGGAGCAAAUUAAUCAUAGUGGGCAGAACAAGCACGAGCUAGUGAGAUCCUAGUGGCCAAAACUAUCUCUAACCUGCUUCAUACUGGACAUAAAGACAUUAAAAUAGUAUCCACAAGUUCAUCUGACUCUGGGGAAGUAGAUAAAUUGCCUCAUUGCCAAAAUCCUGAAGAAUCAAUUUAACAUUUCUAUUGAUACCCUUUUUAUGUCUCAACGCCCAAAAUCUUAGAACAUAUCAGACCCUACUAAAAUAUGUGUAUCAAUGAACACGAUUGUGGAAAAUGAAUGCGCAGUUUCUGUCACGCGGAGUACCACGUACCGCUAGCAGCAUUUUAGCCACAGACUGUCUGGUUUUAUAAAUGUGCAAUGAGCAUAAACAUACGCAUUUAUUUAAGGAAUUGGCAACUUGUUCUCAUUCUGAGAAAUAAGCAUCUUCUUAUCCAGGUAGGCCACUUGAUUUCAACAUCUAAACAAAGUGACACUGGAGAAUGACAUUUUUUGAUUGGUUUUGAGUUGAGUUCAUGACAUUUUUGAUUGGUUUUGAGUUGAGUUCAUGACAUUUUUUGAUUGGUUUUGAGUUGAGUUCGGACAUAGAAACUGCAGGGAGGCAUUUGAUAUGUAUAGCUCAAAUUUCCAAUUGAUCUAGUAUUGUGUGUGUGUGUGUAUGAGGGGUUGGGAGUUCCAUCAUGGUUGUAUGAGACCAUAGAUGAAUCCCAUCCAUAUGAUACCUAGGAAGGAAGUACUAACACUAAUCCUCUUUUCUCAAGAUUUCUCUGGCCAGCUACAGUUACAUAGAGAGAGGAAUGGAAUACUCAUCACUUAACACAUGAUUCACUUUUUACCUACGCUCAUCCCCGUGACAGGAAUAUGUUAUGUAAUGUGUGUGUGUGUGUGUGUGAGCCUUUUUGUUGGACAGGCCGUAAGCGGUUCACACGUCAUUAACUGACCGAGUCACUGAGCACCAAGGGCAGAGUGACCUGACACCAAGGAGUGUGUGAUUGCUUUUGUCCAUGUGCACAACUGCCUGUGUUUGUGUCUUUGUGCCACUGUCUGUCAGAAAAUAUGUGUGUGUAUGUGAAUGUUUCCUUGCGUGUGUUUGCUUCCUUGCGUGUGUGUGUGUGAAUGUUUCCUUGAGUGCGUGUGUGUGCUACUUGUUUAUGUGUGUGUGAGGAGAUAACGUGUCAAACCGCUUAUGAAAUGAUUCACUGGGGGCGAGGUCUGGGCCGUCCUGCCUUUCAUGACUCAGCCUCUACCUUUAACUCUCUAUCUCUCUGUCUCUCUGUCUCUCUCUCUCUUUGUGUGUGUCUCUGUCUCUGUGUCUCUCUCUCUGUGUCUCUCUCUGUGUCUCUCUCCUCUGUGUCUCUCUCUAUAUGUCUCUCUCUGUGUUCUAUCUUCUUCUCUGUCUCUAUCUCUCUCUUCAUGGGUUAUGCUUCUGUGUCUCUCUAUUCUCUCUUGUUGUCUCUCUAUCUGUCCUCUCUCUCUCGGGGUGUAUAUUCUGUGUGUUUGUCCCUAUCUAUCUGUGAUCUCUCUCUCUCUAUCUUCUGUUGUCUCUCUCUCUCUGUGUGUCUCUUCUCACUGGUGUGCUCUGUGUCUCUCUCUCUGCUGUGGUCUCUCCCCUGUGGUGGUCUGUGUCUCUCUAUCAUCUCUGUGCUUCUCUGUUCUUAUCUUCUCCUCUCGUAUCUAUCUAUAUAUCUGUGUUGUCUAUCUGUGUCUAUCUAUCUCUCUGUUUGUUGUCUCUAUAUCUCUAUCGCUCUUCUCUCCUGUGUACUAUCCUCUUGUUGUCUUCUCUGUAUCUGUGUGUGUCUCUCUCUUUUUUCUUUUUCUAUCUGUCUCUUUCUCUCUCUCUAUCUGUGUAUAUCUCUAUCUCGCUAUGUGACUCUCUCUCUCUGGUUGUGUCUUCUUCUCUCUCUGUUGUUCUCUCUUUUUUCUUCUUGUUCUCUUCUUCUUCGUUGUUACCUCUCUUUGUGUCUCCUCUCUGUUUUGUGUCUCCCCUCUCUGUGUCUCUCUCUCUCUUCUGUCUCUCUCUUCUGUGUCUCUCUCUCUCUUUUUUUUGUGUCUCUCUCUCUCUCUUUUUUUGGUUCUCUCUCUCUUUUUCUCUUCCCCUCUCUCUCUCUUCUCUCUCUUUCUCUCUCUCUCUCUCUUUUCUCUCUCUCUCUCUCUCUUGUUGUGUGGCCUGCCUGUGGUGUUCGUGACCUGCAGGCUUCCGUACGUUAUAGAAGCAAAUUUUCUAUCCUCCUCCUUAUCCUUGGAUCUCUAUUUAUAUAUCCUCCUCCUUAUCCCUGGAUCUUAUUUACAUAUCCUCCUCCUUAUCUCUCUGGCAUCUUCUUUUUCAUAUCCUCCUCCCCAUCCCUCUGGCAUCUCUCUUUUUUCAUCCUUCCCUAUCUCUCUGGCAUCUCUCUUUUUUCUAUCCUCCUCCCUAUCCCUCUGGCAUCUCUCUUUUUUCGAUCCUCCUCCCUAUCCCUCUGGCAUGUCUCUUUUUCCUAUCCUCCUCCCUAUCCCUCUGGCAUCUCUAUUUUACAUAUCCUCCUCCUUAACCCUCUGGCAUCUCUCUUUUUCCUAUCCUCCUCCCUAUCCCUCUGGCAUCUCUCUUUUUCUCUCUCCCCAUCCUCAACCUGUCCCUCCUCUCUCCCUCCCUCUCAAACUCUACCUCUCAUCAACGUCUCCCCACUGUGUUGACUGAAUAACCUGGCCCCAUGGAGAACGUUCUAGCAUGGCAGAAGAGCACUACGUGUUCAGGAAGAUUAUGUUGAAAUUCUGUGAUGGAUGGAAGGGAACAAUAGAGGGUGAUGGGAGUGUGUUGUGGUUUCUUGCUCAUUUCUAAAGCUGGGAAACAGAACCAAAACACGACCACGAACAGCAUGUACUCUUUCAUCUCUAUAUGAGGAAGUGAGGAAUACCCAGUGUGUGUGUGUACACAUUGUCCUCCUCAACUAACCAAAGUGCGUUCUUUCUUGUGUGUGUCACUGGGGUGUAUGUCGUGGUAUAACUUUUGGAGCCUGCCUCAACGUCAUUAGGUUCACUGGCUUGUGUGUGUGUGUGUGAGGAGAGAGAGAGCUUGGUAUAGGACUGGAUUUAGACCCCUCAUGUUUUUGCUGUUUGUUCUUUGUCUCUCACACACACAUAUAUACACACACUCUCAGAUCUCAGAGACCACAAACCACAGCCGCCCCAGAGGUGUUUUUUUAGGUGUGUGACAGAGUGCCGAGGAAGAGGGCAGGCUAAUUAGCAGCGCUUUCCUCCUCUAUAUUUGAAACACUCCAGGCUUGAACUCAUUACAGCUGUUAUUUCAACUGCUGUCUGUGUGUGUAAAUCAAAACUUCAGUUGACUGUGCCCUGCACUCAAGGAGCUGUGUGUAUCAUGUGUAUGCACGUGUGGUGUGUGUGACCUGAUCGUUUCACCGGACACUAAUGCGUCACCAUGGUUGGCCAGGCGUUGCCCCUGUUGCCAUGGUGAUCCCAGUACUGCUCUGUGAUUGGUUCGUUGGGUAUUGUGACCAUGACCUUUCUCUCUCUCUCUAUCUCUGGUGAGCUAUCAUUAUUAUUAGCAUUACAUAAGGCUUGUGUUGACAUAGAUAGCACAUUUACUGAACUCCAAUGACAGUUGACCGCAAUGUGUGAUAUCUGGGGGGUUUGUGUGAUGUUGCAAGAUAAGUAGGGCGGCAGGUAGCUUAGUGGUUAAGAGCGUAGUGCCAGUAACCGAAAGGUCGCUGGUUCUAAUCCCUGAGCCGACUAGGUGAAAAAUCUGUCUGUGCCCUUGAGCAAGGCACUUAACCCUAAUUGCUCCUGUAAGUCGCUCUGGAUAAGAGCGUCUGCUAAAUGACUAAAAUGUAAAUGUAAGUGACUGUUUCUGUGAAGUGAGACUGACCGUGUGUUCUCUUCUCUCCUAGGGGUCGUGUGUUUUCCUUAGAUUUCAGUGCCAUGCGUGUAUGUGACCUGGAGUUCGACCGCGUCAGACGGUUGACCACUCCCUCCAGCCCUGCUGCCCCACCCCUAAACACAAACCCCGCCCCUAAUUGCCACACAGUGUGGAAAUACUACUGCAGAGACAACUUCGGCUGGAGAGAAUACUCUGAGGUGAGUGUCUCUUGUCUCUGUGUGAGUGUCUCUGUGUGAGUGUCUCUGUGUGUCUCUGUGUGAGUGUCUCUGUGUGAGUGUCCUGUGUGUCUCUGUGUGAGUGUCUCUGUGUGAGUGUCUCUGUGUGAGUGAGUGUCUCUGUGUGAGUGAGUGUCUCUGUGUGUGUGAGUGUCUCUGUGUGUGUGAGUGUCUCUGUGUGUGUGAGUGUCUCUGUGUGUGUGUGAGUGUCUCUGUGUGUGUGAGUGUCUCUGUGAGUGUGUGAAGGGUGAGUUAGAGGCUAUUAAAGGAGAUGUAACAAACUGACAAAGGAGCCCUCACACCAAUCAGUUGUCUGCCCACCGUCAGAAGAGAAAUACAUCAAUGAAGGAUCAUACACACACACAGAUUACAGGGUCCAGUCCUAACUGCUGCGUGUGUGUAUGUGUUCAGAGUUCUGUGUGCGUGUGUUCAAAGCAGGGGUUGGAACCAAAAGUAUUUUCCGAUAGUUUAGUUCUGAACAGAACCACAAUUUCUAUUCAUUCUGUUCCACUGUUCCGACCAGCAAAAUAAUGUUCUGAACCGGUUCGACCCAAAACAAAGUACCGGUUUAUAUAGUUCCUUUCUGUUCCUUUUUUAACCUGUGAAAUCAACAGUUAAAAAAAAACAUUUAGCUCAUUUAAAUGACUUCACCAAUCAGUGCGGAUAGAGCGGUUUGCUAUGGAGCAGGCAAGCUUGGGAGGGGGAGGUAGCCUGUACUUCGAAGGGGGAGGUAGCCUGUACUUCGAGGGGGGAGGGGGAGGUAGCCUAUACUUGGGAGGGGAGGUAGCCUGUACUUCGGAGGGGGGAGGGGGAGGUAGCCUAUACUUGGGAGGGGAGGUAGCCUAUACUUCAGAGGGGGAGGUAGCCUAUACUUCAGAGGGGGAGAGGGUAGCCUGUACUUCGGAGGGGGGAGAGGGAGGUUAGCCUGUACUUCGAAGGGGGGAGAGGGAGGUAGCCUGUACUUUGGAGGGGGGAGAGGGAGGUAGCCUGUACUUCGGAGGGGGGAGAGGGAGGUAGCUGUACUUCGAAGGGGAGGUAGCCUGUACUUCGAGGGGGGGAGGGGGGCCUGUACUUCGGAGGGGGGAGGGGGAGGUAGCCUGUACUUCGGAGGGGGGAGGGGGAGGUAGCCUAUACUUGGGAGGGGGAGGUAGCCUGUACUUCGAGGGGGGAAGGGGAGGUAGCCUACACUUGGGAGGGGAGGUAGCCUGUAACUUAGGAGGGGUGGAGGGGGAGGGGGAGUAGCCUAUACUUGGGGAGGGAGGUAGCCUGUACUUGGAGGGGGGAGGGGGAGGUAGCCUAUACUUCGAGGGGGGAGGGGGAGGUAGCCUAUACUUCGGAGGGGGGAGAGGGAGGUAGCCUGUACUUCGGAGGGGGGAGGGGGGAGGGGGAGGUAGCCUGUACUUCGGAGGGGGGAGGGGGAGGUAGCCUAUACUUCGGAGGGGGGAGGGGGGAGGGGGAGGUAAUAAUAUAAUAAUAAUAAUAAUAUAAUAAUAAUAAUAUGCCAUUUAGCAGACGCUUUUAUCCAAAGCAACUUACAGUCAUGCGUGCAUACAUUGUUGUGUAUGGGUGGUCCCGGGGAUCGAACCCACUACCUUGGCGUUACAAGCGCCGUGCUCUACCAGCUGAGCUACAGAGGACCAGGUAGCCUGUACUUCGGAGGGGGAGGUAGCCUAUACUUCGGAGAGGGGGGUAGCCUAUACUAAAUAAAAACAUGCCUGGGACGUAAAAUAACAUUGUUAACCUCUUCCAUUUAUUUUGGAAUAACGGUUCUAUUCCAGACCGGUACAGAUCACUUUCGUUCUGAUUCUGUUCCCUGAACAUUUUCAUUAUUUUCUGUUCUGUUCCCUGAACCGGUUCCAACUCCUGGUUCAGAGUUCUGUAUUUGUUCAUGUGUGUAUUCCCAGUGCUACAAUUCAGUUUUAUAUGUUUUGUUAGCAUGAAACGUUUUAAUAGUGCCAAAGCAGAUUCAAGUGUUAGUUACACAAUAUUAAGAGGAACAACUUUGAAUCACAUUAUUAUAACUGAUGAAUAAGUCACCGCUAUAAAUAAUAUAUCCAACUAAAUCUCUCUCUCCCACCACUCCACUCCCCCACUCCCCCCUCCCCCUCCACCUCCCCCUCCCUCCCUCCCCCUCCCCCUCCCCCCCCUCCCUCCCUCCCUCCCCCUCCCCCCUCUCCCUCUCCCUCCAGCCGGUGGUCCGUCUGAUAGAGGAGGCUAGUGGUCGUGGUCUGAAGGAGGUCCGUUUCAUCACCCUCCAGAACCAGUACAUCCUCAACAUCAGAGAGGGCUUCCAGCAGAACGCCGUGUUCGGCUUCAGACGCCAGAUCAAGAAACGACCGCUCUUCCUCUCCUCCGUUGUCCUCGCGCCACAUCUACAGUGAGUACUGGAGUAAAACUACACUGAGUGGACAAAACAUUAAGGACACCUGCUCUUUCCAUGACAUAGACUGACCAGGUGAAACUAUGACCCCUUAUUGAUGUCACCUGUUAAAUUCAUAUCAAUCAGUGUAGAUGAAGGGGAGGAGACAGGUUAAAGAAGAAUUUAUACGCCUUGAGACAUGGAUUGUGUAUGUGUGCCAUUCAGAGGGUGAAUGGGCAAGACAAAAUAUUUAAGUGCCUUUGAACGGGGUAUGGUAGCAUUGGAGUCAACAUGGGGCCAGCAUCCCAUUUGAACUCUUUCGACACCCUGUAGAGUCCAUGUCCCGACAAACUUGAGGCUGUUCUGAGGGCAAAAGGGAGGGGGGGGGGGGUAACUCAAUAUUAGGAAGGUGUUCUUAAUGUUUUGUACACUCAGUGUAUACUAGCUAUACAUUCACCUUUUAGAUCUACUGGGCUAAUACAACCACUAUACAAUAACGCUUUUGAUGUAGUCGUUUAGCUUUAGCACACAGUCUUAUCCAGAACUCCCCAUGAGCAAUCUCCCACUUGUGGGAUGGAAAUGUCUGAUUUGAAAGUUGAUUUUGAUGGUGAACUGUCCUGUUCACAUUUACAUAGCAUAGUACACUGGAGCCUGCUGCUACCAAAAUAACUUGUCUUGUAUGGAUGGUACCAUCGCACAGCACGCUGUGGUUGGACAUGAUGUGCCAGCACAGUGAGCAACACCACACACGCUCUUCUCUUACUUAGGUAGUGUCAGUGUGAAACAGUGUUCCAUAGAGCCAGCCAGUCAGUCAGUCGGUCAGUUGGUCAGUCGGUCAGACAGUCAGUCGGUCAGACAGUCAGUCAGUCAGUCAGCCAGUCAGUCGGUCGGUCAGUCGGUCAGUCGGUCAGACAGUCAGUCAGUCAGUCAGUCAGCCAGUCAGUCGGUCGGUCAGUCAGUCGGUCGGUCAGUCGGUCGGUCGGUCGGUCGGUCGGUCGGUCGGUCGGUCGGUCGGUCGGUCGGUCGGUCGGUGGAAGUAGCAGACGGUCAGUCAGGCCCUAGUGUAGUGAAGCACAUUGAGCUAACUACCAGAACACAGUGCUGCCCUGUCCCUGUCCCUGUCCCUGUCCCUGUCCCUGUCCCUGUCCCUGUCCCUGUCCCUGUCCCUGUCCCUGUCCCUGUCCCUGCCCCUGUCCCUGUCCCUGUCCCUGUCCCUGUCCCUGUCCCUGCCCCUGUCCCUGUCCCUGCCAGUCCUAUCAGUCCAGUACUGCUGCUACUGGGGGAGCUAGACUGUGCUGUUCCAACCCGGCCUGGAACAAACAGAUGGAAAGAGUGAAAGAAAGGGAGACAAGGGAAAGAGAGACCGAGAGAGGGGAAAGAGAGAGAAAAGAGAGAGAAGAGGGAGGGACAGAAGAAAAAGGGAACGGAUGGAAAAGGAGAAAAAGAGAGGGCCUAAAUGGCUUCCAGACGGCAGCAUGACUGAACGAGUGUGAAACGUGACUGUGGGGAGUUGGAAUGUGAGCAAGGGAUUUGUCCCCGGGACUUUUCAUCUGUUUUCUUCUUUCCAUCUAUGGCUGAUGCUAGACUGUUCUGUUCUCCUCUUCUCUAGUCACCAAGUCAUGAGUCUCCUCUUCUCUAGUCACCAAGUCAUGAGUCUCCUCUUCUCUAGUCAACAAGUCAUGAGUCUCCUCUUCUCUAGUCAACAAGUCAUGAGUCUCCUCUUCUCUAGUCAACAAGUCAUGAGUCUCCUCUUCUCUAGUCAACAAGUCAUGAGUGUCCUCUUCUCUAGUCACCAAGUCAUGAGUCUCCUCUUCUCUAGUCACCAAGUCAUGAGUCUCCACUUCUCUAGUCACCAAGUCAUGAGUCUCCUCUUCUCUAGUCACCAAGUCAUGAGUCUCCACUUCUCUAGUCACCAAGUCAUGAGUCUCCACUUCUCUAGUCACCAAGUCAUGAGUCUCCACUUCUCUAGUCACCAAGUCAUGAGUCUCCACUUCUCUAGUCUCCUCUCACAAUAACAUGCAAUCUUACUGUGUUCAUUUUGAGUUCAGUGUGUGUGUGUGUGUGUGUGUGUGUGUGUGUGUGUGUGUGUGUGUGCUUUAGGAACGUAAUGUCCUGCUGAGCACACGGGUGGAAGUCAUUCGCUUGAUUGCCUCUGUAGCUCUGUAGACGCUUGCGAGUUCUCACUUUGGCAAAUACACACACACACACACACACACACACACACGUGUCCGUUCACCUUGCCUUAAACACAUCCACCCUCCUUCACUCUUUCACCUCUUCCUCUCUUCCUUGGCUGUUUUUCUAUCCACGUCUUUAUCCUCCCCCUGGUUCUUUCAUUACAUUUGUUUUCUCUCUCUUCCCUGUGAUCUUCUCAGAACACACAGGGAACAAAGCACCUGAUUGUGGGGACAGAUUUCAGCGUGACACUCAAACAAAGCAAGACUGAACUGAGAUGAAAGAUGAGACUGUCAGGGGAGGGAGGGAGAGGGAGGGAAGGAGAGAGAACCUGACUGUUAGUGACUCAUGACAGACAGGGCCAUCUGACGGCCUCCUGAUAUGCCCUUGCUUUGUGUUUUCUCUGUGUCUGCUCCUCAUUUCUGUGAAGCUCAUCGUCUUCCUCUUCGUCUUCCUCUUGGCUGUUGACACUACUGCUGCAGUAGAGUUUCGCCCGCUUCUAGCACUAUGACAUCAUCAUGUUGUUUAUCAUGCAGGAUGUGGUGGAGCUAGAGUUGAUUGGUUAUUCAGCAUUAGCGUAGGUUCUAAUGAAAUAAAACAUCAUUGGAUUAUUCCGGAUGUGGUUUACAAUUCUAAAAGUUAUCCGUAUAAUAUUCCCAGAUAUGGUGUGUAACUCUGCCCCCUCCCCCUCUUCUCUUUUCCAGGACUCUCGGUGGCCUCUCCUCCUCCUCCUCCUCCUCCUCCUCCACUCUGGAUCUGUCCGUGUCUCUCCCUCUCUCUCCCACCUUCACCAACCCUCCCAGCAUAUUCCCAGAGACCUGGUUACCCAUGAAGACCAGCCAGGACUUCCUGCAGGUUCCGGUAUCCCGUGACGACCGGAGCUAUCGGACCGUCUACACCCUCUUCCACAAGACCGUGUCCGAAACCAAGUUCCGCAUCCUGAAGAUCCUCCGCGUCCAGAACCCCUUCCUCUGGGAGAAAUACAAGCGGUGAGUUAUCAUACAGUUAUUACACAGUUAUUAAAUGGGUAUGUUGUUACACAGAAAUUCACCUGGGUCCUCGUGGAGGUAAGGAGAUAGUUGAGUUGGUAGCUACACAGUUAUUAGCAGUUGUUAGUUUGUUAUGACUGUCAGAAUCAGAGCUCAUGAGUUCCUGUGGAUAGAUGGCUGGUGUGCCUUGGCUGCUACACUGGUCCUGCUUUAGAACCCGACCUAGGGAAAGGCGGAUGUCUGUCUGCUGUGGCGCUGAAUGUGAAUGUGCUGGAAUGGGUCUGUUCCAGGCUAAACGGCUCUGAUGCCAGAAUGCAUCAGAAUGCUUUCAAUUGGGGCCAAAGAGGUCAUUGAUGUUGUUGUGGAUAUUGGAGAGCAGUGUGAUGGCUAACCUCCCACAUUUGUUGGCGUUGUUUCAAUAUGACUGAAUGCUGUGGGUGCUUUGUGCUGUACUAAUGGUGAGAGCCAAGCUGUGUGUGUUCAGUGUGUGUGUGUUCAGUGUGUGUGUGUUCAGUGUGUGUGUUCAGUGUGUGUGUUCUGUGCGUUCUGUGUGUGUGUCUGAACACACAGCUGGGCUCUCACCAUUAGUGUAACCCACUAGUGAAGGUGAGACCGUGAGAACCGUGGUUUAAAAGCACAGGAAGUGGGUCCUUGAUUUUAUUUUAUUUUAUACAUCCCGUUGCCAUAGAUACGGCAGAAGGGAAUAGAGCAGAGAGAGGAUGAGUCAGGGGGAUGGUGCUGUGUGUGUGUGUGUGUUUCCUACUUGGUAGAAGCAGUGAAUCAAAUAGCCUAGACUAUAGACUUAAACCUUAACUGUUUCACUGUAUCCUGUUCAAAAGUGUAAACAUUCAAUCACUACACUAAAGAGGUCAUAAUAACCCCCCCCCCCCCCCCCCCCCCCCCCCCCCCCUCCCUCCUCCUCUCCCCCUAACAGGAAGAAGGAGUACAUGUCUCGUCGUCUCUCGGAGAUGGACAGGAUGCUGAGCGAGCGCCACCUGUUUCACGGCACAUCCACUGAGGUGGUGGAGGGCAUCUGCAAACACAACUUUGACCCGCGUGUCAGUGGCAAACACGCCACCAUGUUCGGACAAGGCUCCUACUUCGCCCGCAAGGCCGUCUACUCCCACAACUUCUCCAAGCGCUCGCCUAAAGGGGUCCACUGCAUGUUCCUGGCCAAAGUCCUCACUGGCAGGUUAGUAGCCUUUAUGGGGAUUGCUAUGAUGUAUAGCAUCAUAUGUCACACAGCACAGAAACACAUCACUCUAGGAGAGAAAUGUGGUUGAAGAAAAACCCUCCCUAACUUCAGUAGACCACUACUGGUCAGUCAUCCAUAAUAGUUCCAUUUGGUGAGCACUGGCAGAGCUUGAUGUUGUUCCUCUCUCCUCUGUCUCUCCAGGUUUACAGUGGGGAACCCCUCCAUGCGGCGGCCGCCCCCACUCAGCCCCCGGGACCCCUCCAGUGACCUGUACGACUCCUGUGUAGACAACUGGGUGGACCCUCAGAUCUAUGUUAUCUUCAAUGAUGACCAGAGCUACCCCUACUUUAUCAUCCAGUACGAAGAGGUUCCCAGUACUGUGGCUAUCUGACAUUAUAGCAGACAGAACCAAACCCAGUACUGUGGCUAUCUGACAUUAUAGCAGACAGAACCAAACC
Molecule: messenger RNA, 23304 nt
Organism: Coregonus sp. 'balchen'
Lineage: Eukaryota; Metazoa; Chordata; Actinopteri; Salmoniformes; Salmonidae
Source: the annotation of a GenBank genome assembly